CAGCUUAGUUUGCUUCACGCCCAUGCAUCGUCCCUGGGAUUUGUAGUCCAAAGCGAUGCACACAUGAAAGUUUUCUGUAUCAAAGCCUUCUGCCAUUAGUCUCAGUUGAAGCUGAAAUCAAAGCUCGACCAUUUGGAGCACUGCGCCCCUUCCAGCAACCCUUUCUCGCGUCUCAUCUCCCCCACACCCCCCUGCAGUGCGUCACGGGCGGCGCGCGGACCCUGCGACCCCCCUGGCGCUCAGGCGGCCGGUGGAGAAAAGUGAGAGGUGACGCAGCGCUUGACAUUGCAGGCCAGAGCGGAACUGGCCGCCUCUGCGCUCACGGCUUUGCCCAGCUCAAUUAGCGUGACAUACUUUCCCCUGUGAUCGCCUGCCUUCCGCCUGGUUUGCUGGACACAGCGGAUUAUGCCGACUAACUUCUGCAGCGCACUUCCCCGAAGGUACAACAUUCAUUAAGAUAAAGAGGGACGGGGUUUCUGUACCCAUUUACGCACGCCGUCGGAUACUGCCGAAAAAAAAAGUGACUAACGGUGGGAUAUGCCUGUGAAUGAGAAUAUGGAUGGGUUCGUCCCUCAGAAGGAGAUUGUUUAUAACGGCCUGUUGCCUUACUCUGACCGGCUGGACCGUGAGGCCACGGAACUGUUGUCGCAGAUCAAAGAGAACCUGUGCAGAGCUGUCCUCCUCAGAGAGCUGUGGCCCGGAGUCGCUUUCUGGUCCAGGAAACUUUUCUCGUUCCUGAAGCUGUACGGCCGGAGGUUCAGCAAAGAGGACCACGUCCUCUUCAUCAAGCUGCUGUACGAGUUGGUGACGCUGCCGAACCUGGAGCCGUACAUGAUGCAGAGCUACGCCAGGCUCCUCAUUCAGCUUCUCAAGAAGAAGGAACUGCUUUCGAGAGAUGACCUGCAGUUGCCGUGGCGACCGCUCUACAAUCUAUACGAGAGAGUCGUCUACUCCAAAACCGAGCACCUGGGGCUCAUCUGGUUUCCCAACUCAGUGGAACACAUUUUGAAGGCUCUGAUCAAAAGCUGCAGACUGUAUUUUCCCGCGUCCUCCACCAAAGAGAUGCUGGAUGAGUGGCGCCCCCUGCUGUGCGUGUUUGACAUGGUCAUGCAGAAGGCCAUCAGCAACAUGGAGCUGUUCCUGCCCACCAUCAUGCCCCCAGAGGAGCACAGCCAGGCCUUCCAAUUGUGGUUUGAUGAAUUAAUGAAUCUGUGGAUGUCGUUGCAAAAUCAGCCGAGCUGGGAAGGGCACCUAGUGAACCUGUUUGCUCGCCUUGCCAACGAUAACAUCGGCUACGUGGACUGGACCCCUUAUAUUCCCACAAUCUUCACCAGGAUCCUGCGCAGUCUGAACCUCCCAGUCGGCGUCAGUCAGAUGGUGGCACCACGGUAUCUUACCAACUCCUACGACAUUGGGCAUUUGGUAUUGUGGAUCACAGCACUUCUGGGUGGACCAGGAAACCCUGCACAGAAACAACUGACCUGCCUCUUCAACAGCAUUGUCUCCUUCUACCAUCCCUCCAAUCAUGGCCGCUGGCAGUCUCGGCUGAUGCGGCUGCUCCAGCGUCUCCCUGCGAGCGUCGUGCGCCGCGUGCACCGGGAACGCUACGCCGCCCCCAGCUGGAUCACGCUGGUUCCUGAAUGUCAAAGGUUGACUGAUGCGGACCUGCAGGAGUUCACCCGCAGCCUCAUCGGAGCCGUCCUGCUGGCCAUGUUCAGUAAAACUGGCAGCACAGAUGCAGCCUACGCCCUUCAGAACCUGGCUCUCCUCACACCAGAGCUCGCCAUACCACCUAUACUAGAGAAGACGUACGCGGCGAUGGAGACCCUGACUGAGCCGCACACCCUCACCGCCACGCUCAGCUGCAUGAUCGGCAUGGCUCGCAGCCUGGUCUCCCCUAACAACCAUUACCCAGAGGGCCGAGCGCACGUGCUCCCGUUGCUCAUGGGCUCGCUGCCAGGGGUGGACCCCAAUGACUUCAGCAAGUGCAUGAUAACGUUCCAGUUCAUCGCCACCUUCACCACUCUGGUGCCUUUAGUGGAUUGUUCGUCUGCUCCUUCUCGACACACUGAUCUCACGGAGAUUGAAAAGGAUCUGUGUUUUGCUUCGGCUGAGUUUGAAGACUUCGUUCUGCAUUUCCUGGACAGGUGUUUUGCUCUGAUAGACAACAGUACCCUGGAACAGACGAGAGACGAGAUGGAGACGGAUACCCAGACUCAUUUGGAGAGCCUGGUGGAGCUGGGCCUGUCGUCUACUGUCAGCACCGUUCUUACGCAGUGCUCCACUGAAAUAUACAAGGUUGCGCUGCAGAAGGUGUACAAAUUUGCCACCUCCAACAUCUUUGAGACGUGCGUGUCGGGCAGGAUGGUGGCUGACAUGUGCAGAGCUGCAGCGAAGUGUCAUCCCGCCGAGUCUCUCCGUCUGUUCGUCCCUCACUGCUGCAGCGUCAUCUUCCACAUUACUGACAAUGAGGAGCUGCAGAGUGAAGACGAGCUGGAUAAGGAGCUGUUGUGGAAUCUCCAGCUGCUCUCUGAGGUAACCCGCGUGGAUGGUGAACAGCUGUUAAAAUACCAAGGGGACCUGGAGCGGAUACUGUGUGUGUGCGUUCAUCUGCGCUGUAAACCGGCGUACACACUCGCCUGCAGUCUGCUGGAGCACACACUCCGGUCGCUGUCCCUCAUUUAUCCCACCGAGUACCGCAGCACCUCUGGAGGCUUCGAUACUGACCUCCCUAUACGGGACUGGGGCAGAGCGGGAGAUGUGGCGGCCCUGGGCGUGUGUUGGCACGUGCCCGAUCGCGAGGAGGAGAACUUCGUUUUCCAGCUGCUGUCCCGCCUCCUGCGCCCCGAGCUGCAGCGAAUCAAGGGCCACAUCUCUGGAGAUCACCCAAUGAGCAGGGAGGAGUUAUUGCAGAGCCUCGCUAUCGUGCAGCACUGCCUGCUCGGAGCUGGAAGCAUGCUGCCCCCUUUGGAUGGACCACACGUAUCUGACCUCGUGCCCUCCAUGGUCGGUCUGGGGGAGAUCAAGCUGCACAUCGGCGUUGACUACGAUGAUUCACGGGAGAACUACAGAGAGUCCAUCUGCCGAACCAUGAGACUGCUGCUACAUCACAUCUUGGAGCACUCGGAGGACGACACAAAGUCGCUGUUCGUCAUCAUUAAGAUCAUCGGUGACCUCAUGUUUUUCCGAGGCACUCACAAGAAGGAGUUUGACUCACGCUGGAAAAGCUUCACGCUUGUCAAGAAGUCCAUGGAAAAUAGGCUUCAAGGGAAAAAGCAGCACAUUCGAGCGUUGCUCAUCGACCGGGUUCUACUGCAGCAUGAGAUGAGAAAGCUGGUGGUUGACGGCAGUGAAUAUAAAGUUGUUCAUCAGGAGCUGCUCUGUGAUCUGCUGCUGCUUUCUACCAGCACGUACAGCCAGGUGCGGAGCAGGGCGCAGAAUGUGCUCAUAACCGCGCUGGGAACGUUUAGCUUCUCCUACAGGGACCUGAUUCCGCGAAUUUUGCAGCUGCUGUCGCCGCAACACACCACGGGAACACAGCAGCACUUCAAGGGUGCUCUGUACUGCCUCCUGGGUGUAAACAGCAACGUCUGCCUGGCCAGCGCGAGGGACUGGGACUGCGUUGGGGAGAUGUGGCCCGCCCUGGUCCGCUGCGGCCUGUCGCCCUCCAUGACCCUGGAGAAGCCGUCGAUCGGCCGGCUGCUCGACGACAUCACCGACAGGAUCCACCGCCAGCACGACACCAUCGGGAUCUACUUCACCGUGUCUGAGUCAUGCGUAGAGAUAGCAACUAAAUUCGCGCAAUCUGGACAUCCCACGCAUUGUUUAGAGAUACCGUCCAAAGACGAGAGGAGAGAGGGGCGCCAGCGACAGCGAAUCAGAAACGUCGUCGCUGCGCGGAAAUACGAGAAGCUCGUCAACGACCUCUUGGACUGCCUCGAGGACAGAGAACUGCCCUGGAAAUUUGAGCACAUGGCCACAGACUUAUUGUCUCUGCUGCUGAGGGAAGAUCACCCGCUUCCCCCCGACGCCGUCCUUUUCUUCACGCAGAGCCUCGUGCACGACUCCAUCAGCAUACGCAAGGUUGCAAUCUCUGCAGUGGCUGGUAUCCUGAAGCAGCUGAAACGACCAGCGAAGAAAGUGGCAAUGAAGCCAUCUGACAUCAGCGGCGUCGAGGAUCCGGAGGGGGUGUGCGUCGGGGACCGCGAGGGGAACCGCUGGCUGCAGUACGACAGCAACAACCUACCUGUGAGUCGGGAGCAGUGGGACUCGGUGCAUUACGUGGAGAAAACGCACUGGGGCUACUACUCCUGGCCGAGAGAAAUGAUGAUCUAUGCAGCUUCUGAAAAGCCAAAGGAUGACCUGCCAUAUGAGGAGAUGAGUGAGGGUGAAAAGAUCAUCUUCGAAUAUUUCUCGGACCCGGAGUUUAUUGACCAGCUGAUAGAGUUUCUCUCUCUGGAGGACCGCAAAGGAAAAGACAGCUUCAACCCCCGGCGCUUCUGUCUCUUCAAGGGGCUGUUUCGUAACUAUGGCGACGCGCUCCUGCCGUUACUGUGGCCUCACCUGGAGCAGCUCGCCGGUGACCCCCAUGAGAGCUCCCAGCGCUGCUUGUGUGAGAUUACUGCCGGACUAAUCAGAGGCAGCAAACUCUGGAGUUUCAGCAAGGUGGAUAGGUUAUGGCAGCUUUUGUGCCCUUUGAUCAGGACGGCGCUAACCAACAUCACGGUGGAAACUUACACAGACUGGGGCACCUGCAUCGCUACCGCUUGUGAGGGCAGGGACCCCAGGAAACUCCACUGGCUAUUUGAGCUACUAAUGGAGAGCCCCCUCAGCGGGGAGGGCGGCUCUUUCCGGGAUGCCAGUUUACUGUACGUUCUUCAGGGAGGUCUGGCCCAGCAGCAGUGGCGAGUUUCUGAGCUGCUGCACAGGCUCCUGGCUUACCUGGAGCCCAAACUCACCCAGGUGUAUAAAAAUGUCAGGGAGCGCAUCGGCAGCGUCCUGACCUACAUCUUCAUGAUAGACAUCGCCCUGCCCCACACCCGGCCCACCUCCUCCCCCCACGUGGCAGAGUUCGUCACUCGGGUCCUGGAGCGGCUCAAGCCCCUCACGUCCGAGCCGGAGAUCCACAACCACGUCCACGAGGAGAGCACCCAGGGGACGGACGAGCGCACCCAGGCUGUCAAACUUCUCAAGACGGUGUUGAAAUGGUUGAUGGCGAGCGCAGGGCGGACUUUUACCACCCCCGUUCAGCAGCAACUACAGCUCCUGCCUCUCCUCUUCAAGAUUGCCCCGGUGGAGAUUGAUGAGAGCUAUGAUGAGAUGAAACAGGAUGCACGCACGUGUCUCUCUCUCAUGUCCCAGGGCCUGUUGUAUCCCGAGCACAUCCCUCUAGUCCUGGCAGCGCUGGAAGAGAUGGCAGGCAGCAGGUCGUGGCACGCGCGCUUCUCCGUGCUCACCUACCUGCAGAUCAUGGUUUUCUACAACCUGUUCACUCUGCUCAGCGUGCCCGCCGAGGUGCUCCGCAUCCGAAAGCUGGUGAUGCAGCUGCUGCUUGAUGAGCAGCUUGAGGUGAGGGACAUGGCUUCCACCACCCUCAGUGGUUUACUGCAGUGCCAGUUUUUCCCCCUGGACUCCAGUCUGCAGACACAGCUCCAGACGCUGAGUCAGACUUGUCUCCCCAAGGCCAGAGGAGAGCUGGCCUCCACAGACUUGGUGCGGCGCCACGCCGGCGUGCUCGGCCUCAGCGCGUGCAUCCUGUCGAGCCCCUACGACGUUCCAGAUUGGAUGCCACAGAUACUGAUGGACCUGAGCGACCAUCUCAACGACCCGCAGCCUAUAGAGAUGACGGUGAAGAAGACGCUGUCCGAGUUCCGGCGCACUCACCACGACAACUGGCAGGAGCACCGACAGUGCUUCACCGACGACCAGCUGCUCGUGCUCACGGACCUGCUGGUGUCGCCCUGUUACUACGCCUAGAUGGCCAUCUGCCUUCCCAGGUCCUCUGCAGACCAACUGACCGCUGCCACAGGACAAAAAAACGUCAUCCUUUUAGCAACGCUGGGAACGCCGGCCCUCUGUGCGGCCUGUGAAAAUAACGUCUGAUAACGCUGGCCGGGAGCCUCUCCCUCUGGAACCUCGUGUGCCGCUGUUGGCCUUCGGUAAACCCGGCAGGAAAAGCAGGUCUGGGCAAAACAGCUUCAAAUAUUUAUCUUACUUGGCGUGUUUAUUUCGUCUCGCCAAGCAGCUCAGCAGCCCCAAAGGUGGCCACUUUAGCGAUAAAGGUGUGCGUUCAGUUCCUCGUUGUUCUAAUCGACCGCUGCUUUGCCCACAUCUGCCACAAAACUCGCAUUACUUCUACUCACAGAAUGUCUCUCUACUGCUUAUCAUUUCUAAACCUCUAUUCAUUUAUUAAAUAUUAAAAAAUCAUUAUGUAUGAUGAUAUAAAUAUGUAGAAUUAAUAUAAAAUGUUAUACUAUUAAUAUAAUUAUGAUGUGUAACAAUAUUGCUAUAAAUAAUUAUAUAUGUAUAAUAUAUUAUAAGUUAUCAUAUUCCUAAACAACACACUGUGUUUUAUUAUACAAUAGCCAAGCACUUUGACUUUAGAGACGAUCUACAGGUUUGUAGUUGACACAAAAUACCUGCAGUUCAUCACCUGUGCACAUUCACAUCACAAUAUCUUCUUUAUUUAUUCCACACAGAGCUCUAACGUAACGCUUUUCUUUUUUUCUUUCUUCCACGGAUAGCUUUUAGUUUGGUGCCAAACGAAAUGUUAACGUUGUACAGACGCUUGCGCAGAUAAUAAACACUUGGAAACCGUU
Messenger RNA from Mugil cephalus (flathead mullet), 6818 nucleotides. RefSeq names its product proteasome activator complex subunit 4B-like. Gene Ontology annotation, molecular function: peptidase activator activity; proteasome binding. Gene Ontology annotation, cellular component: nucleus; cytosol; spermatoproteasome complex. Lineage: Eukaryota; Metazoa; Chordata; Actinopteri; Mugiliformes; Mugilidae. The record is from RefSeq and is a predicted model, not a curated record. The coding region runs from base 538 to 5976 and encodes 1812 amino acids. Gene Ontology annotation, biological process: proteasomal ubiquitin-independent protein catabolic process. The transcript has 47 exons.